This is a messenger RNA of Tetrahymena thermophila SB210, 333 nucleotides long. RefSeq names its product transmembrane protein, putative. The record is from RefSeq and is a predicted model, not a curated record. The transcript has a single exon. NCBI's taxonomy places the organism in Eukaryota, Ciliophora, Oligohymenophorea, Hymenostomatida, Tetrahymenidae.
AUGAAUUUGAAAAUAGCUUUACCAUACAUUUUAUUAGCUGGCACAUUAGUUUUCUUUGCUUAAUACUUAAAAGAAGUAGUGCAAUAUCCAAGGUUAUAAGAAUAAAAUGUUUGCUAUGAAUACACCCCAACUGCCAUGACAUUUGACUCUACAGUCAUUACAAAUACUUGUGAAGGAACCUAUUCGUUUGAAGUUAUUGUUUAAUACUUAAACAGAAACCAUCAAAGACACGACAAGACUUACACAACAGACUGCUUAAAAUAGAAUGAAACUUUCACUAUUCCUGCCUACGAAAUAUCUAUCGUUAGAUAAGUCACCUAGGUUGAAUGUUGA